Messenger RNA from Fraxinus pennsylvanica, 417 nucleotides. The record is from the annotation of a GenBank genome assembly. Lineage: Eukaryota; Viridiplantae; Streptophyta; Magnoliopsida; Lamiales; Oleaceae.
AUGCAAAGAAGCGAAGAUCUUUGCGUGUACAAAAGCAAUGGAAGGGGAGGAAUAGCUCUUUAUGGAUUACNUCUUGAUCCUAAUCAAGUGGAUUACAUAAAUGCACAUGCUACAUCUACUCCUUUGGGUGAUGCCGUGGAAGCCAAAGCAAUUCAAUCUUUAUUUUCAAGUCACGCAGUAUCGGGUGCUUUGGCCUUGUCCUCCACUAAGGGUGCUGUCGGACAUCUUCUUGGAGCAGCUGGAGCUGUUGAAGCAAUCUUUUCUAUAUUAGCCAUACACCAUUCUUCGUCUUCUCUGGCGUGGAAGAACCCCUUCUUUGGCAGCGUUUCUUCAUCUUCUUCUGGCAACGCUUCUUCUUCUUCUUCUUCUUCCCUAUCAUUUCUGGCUCUGCAAGACUGCAACAAUGGAGGAACCUGA